Molecule: messenger RNA, 1266 nt
Organism: Penaeus monodon (black tiger shrimp)
Lineage: Eukaryota; Metazoa; Arthropoda; Malacostraca; Decapoda; Penaeidae
Product: cell surface glycoprotein 1-like
Exons: 2
Coding region: 1-1266 (421 amino acids)
Source: RefSeq, a predicted model, not a curated record
AUGACCCGGCGGCCCGACACCCGACACCUGACGACCCGACACCCGACGACCCGGACAUGCCGCUUCUGGGAGAGGCUCCACACCCGACGACCCGACACCCGACGACCCGACACCCGACCACCCGACCCCCUGACGACCCGAUACCCGACGACCCGACACCCGACGACCCGAUACCCGACGACCCGACACCCGACGAUCCGACACCCGAAGACCCGAUUCCCGACGACCCGAUACCCGAAGACCCGAUUCCCGACGACCCGACACCCGACGACCCGACACCCGAUGACCCGAUUCCCGACGACCCGACACCCGACGACCAGACACCCGACGACCCGAUUCCCGACGACCCGACACCCGACGACCCGAUUCCCGACGACCCGACACCCGACGACCCGAUUCCCGACAACCCGACACCCGACACCCGACGAUCCGACACCCGAAGACCCGAUUCCCGACGACCCGACACCCGAAGACCCGAUACCCGACGACCCGACACCCGACGACCCGACACCCGACGACCCGAUUCCCGAGGACCCGACACCCGACGACCCGACACCCGACGACCCGACACCCGACGACCCGAUUCCCGACGACCCGACACCCGACGACCCGACACCCGACGACCCGACACCCGGCGACCCGACACCCGAAGACCCGACACCCGAUGACCCGACACCCGAUGACCCGACACCCUACGACCCGAUUCCCGACGACCCGACACCCGAUGACCCGACACCCGACGACCUGACACCCGACGACCCGACACCAGACGACCCGACACCCGAUUCCCGACGACCCGACACCCGAUUCCCGACGACCCGACACCCGACGACCCGACACCCGAUUCCUGAUGACCCGACACCCUACGACCCGAUUCCCGACGACCCGACACCUGACACCCGACGACCCGACACCCAACGACCUGACACCCGACGACCCGAUUCCCGACGACCCGACACCCGACGACCCGACACCCGAUACCCGAUGACCCGACAUCCAAAACUCGACGACCAGAUGAUCAGACACUCAAAAUCCGACAAUCCAACGCGCGGCACCCGACGAACUGACACCACACGACCCGACACCCGUCAUCCGACGACCCGACGACUCGACACUGCGGCUCUGGGCUGGGGCGCGGGGCUCAGCGCCUGGCGAGACCGACUGGAUUUCUUGUCUGUCGCCUGCUUUUGGUGCCGCGAGGGAGGCGGCGGGAAGAGCCACGCGGCAGAAGGACCGGUGGAAGCUUUAAAACAUUUGGAGAUUUAG